Messenger RNA from Rhinichthys klamathensis goyatoka, 1164 nucleotides. RefSeq names its product BRCA2 and CDKN1A interacting protein (gene bccip). The transcript is spliced from 7 exons. NCBI's taxonomy places the organism in Eukaryota, Metazoa, Chordata, Actinopteri, Cypriniformes, Leuciscidae. The record is from RefSeq and is a predicted model, not a curated record. The coding region runs from base 40 to 942 and encodes 300 amino acids. Gene Ontology annotation, cellular component: nucleus.
GAACUCGUGUCUGUUUCCUGCGUGCUAUAGUGAAGCAGCAUGGCUUCAUCUGCGAAGCGGCGAGCUAUUGAAACGGGUCUAAACCCCCAAGACAGCAAUGAAAGCUCGGACGAGGGUCUGGAAGACUCUGGGGACGAGGGAAGUGAAGAUUCAGAAGAAGAAAUAAACGAGGAGGUCAUCGUGGAUUUUGAAGCACACGCGAUAUCUGACAACGACUUUCAUGGCAUUAAAACCCUUCUGCAACAGCUGUUCCUGAAGUCUCACGUGAACAUCUCUGAUCUCACUGACAUCAUCAUUCAGCAGAAUCACAUCGGCAGUGUCAUCAGGCAAGCUGAGGUACCGGAGGACAGUGAUGACGAGGGCGACCCAGAUGAGGUGUUUGGAUUCAUCAGCAUGGUGAACAUCACAGAGAGACAGGGUGUGGAGUGUCUGGAGAAGCUGAAGGACAUGAUUAUAGAGCAGUGUGUGAAUUCCAGCUCCCUGGAUGUUCAGGAGAGGUUUGAGCAGCUUCUGUCGGGUAACGGACCCUCAGUCGGGCUGCUGCUGAGCGAGAGAUUCGUCAACGUCCCGCCACAGAUCGCCCUACCCAUGCACAAACAGCUCCAGAAGGAAAUGGCCGAAGCACAGCGGACCAAUAAACCCAGCGGUAAAUGCCAGUACUACUUGAUGAUCAGCAAAACUUGUAAACCAGCCAAGAAGAGCAUAUCUGGUCAAGCUCAGCCCAAAGAAGAGAUCCGGUUUGUGAACGAUGAGGAGGAGUUCUUCUAUGAGCAAGCCACGCUGAAGUUCAGCUACUCCGUUCAGGACGAGGCCGAUUCCUGUGCGACUGGGAAGUGGUCGUACGACGACGUACCACUGAAACCGUUCCGUACCGUGAUGGUGAUCCCGAUGGACAGGAUGGGAACCAUCAUAGCUAAAAUGACUGAAUAUCUGACCGUCUAAACUGAACUCUGCUCCUCUUGUGGUUUAUUUUUAAACGUUGUUCAAGAAAAGAGUUUCGAUGAGAUGUUAAAUGUCCCAGGUCGAGUUUUCAAGCUCGUAAUAAAAUGUUUAAACUGGCCACAAAACAGAUUGAUAACAAAUCACCCCAAACCAGUGAAAUCAUUUAUUAAUUCUGUACAUAAUCAGUUGAAAUUACCCAUAAAACAAAUGACCCAAACAGGA